CACAUGUCGACGGUCUAUGUCGACGGUCGAGUUUGAUUUAUUUUCAUAGACUAUAGAACAGAAAUCUCCGGAUUCCUGGUCUGUGCAGAAAUCGAUAAUGACGGAACUGUCACGAGAAAUUGGUGAAGUCUGGUCAAGAUUAUUUGACCAUCGGCCCUUUCUCAGUGGUGAAAUAAAGUUCAUGUUAAAAGAAUUUGAGGAAAAGCGAGGUGACAGAGAAGUUGAAAACUUAUUUGCGAUUCUUGAAAACCUAACAGAAAUCAAAGAUACUCAAGUUGAAAAAAUUUCAAAGAGUUCAGUUGCUGCAUUACCUGUGUUGGCAGAAAAGUUGGACCAGGCAUUAAAACUUUCUGACGAAAUUGAAAAAGACUAUCUUGAAUUGCAGAAGUUUACAAAAAAAAAGAAAGCUGAAAACUUUGAGAAAAGACAAAAGGAAUGGGAUCAGUUUAUUGAUGAUAUGAAUUUUAAGUGCCAAAGAAUUGAUAAUACUUUUGAAGAAAAAGAAGAGGAGCUUAGGGACCUGUAUGCUGACCUUAAUCACAAGUUAAAUAUAACUAAUAAUUAA
Maniola jurtina (meadow brown) is the source of this 565-nucleotide messenger RNA. RefSeq names its product biogenesis of lysosome-related organelles complex 1 subunit 5 (gene Muted). The record is from RefSeq and is a predicted model, not a curated record. The coding region runs from base 98 to 565 and encodes 155 amino acids. Lineage: Eukaryota; Metazoa; Arthropoda; Insecta; Lepidoptera; Nymphalidae. Gene Ontology annotation, cellular component: transport vesicle; BLOC-1 complex. The transcript has 4 exons.